GUUUAUUUUGGUACAAAAAGAUUUUUAAAAUCCAUGCAUAAUCUUUUCAUGAUAUCCAUUUUCCAUGAUUUUCUGAAGACUCUGCAAAUGCAUACUUUUUUUGGUACCAAAAUAUACAUAUUUUUAAUCCUAUUUUCCAUGAACUUUGUGAAAUACCCUAAUAUUCUAGUAUGGGGCAAUAGUCAAUAAGCAAAUAAAUAAGCAUUUUCAUGAGAAGGUAGUAUGUGCUAUGGAGGAAAAUAAUGCAGAGUAAGGAGGGUAAGGAUUUUGGGAAGUGUUGCUAUUUUCUAUUAGGUGAUUAAGGAAGGACUCACCUGUAAAGUAGGAUUUAAGCAAAGAUUUGAAGUUAGAGAGUAAUCCUUGUGGACAUUUGAAAGAAGAGUGUUUACUCUUCAACUGCUGGUAUAAGCCACUAGUUGUCCCCUGUCAUCCACUGUCCCCUUCUUUCUUCACUAAUCCAUGAAUUUUAUCUGAGUACAUGACCACUGAAAACAAAGAUUAAGGUUUUUUGUGGCUUUCCUUAUAGCUUGGUGUGGCCAUGUGAUUGAAUAAUGGAUGCAAUUGUCAGGUUAUGUCUUUAAAAAAAAAAAGAGGGAGAAGAUGCAUGGCUUCUCCUUUUUCUUUUCCUUAUCUUACUGGCUGGAGUGGGUCAGAGAAGACAUGGUUGUGAAUUCCUGGAUCUUGAAAACAAGGACUAUUUUCUUGGAAAAACUAGGUCAACUAAAAAGAUACCAUGUUAGUCCUGGGGUACUUAAACUUGGACGGGUACUUAAACUUGGACAAUUACUUAAGAAAAAAUAAGCUGCUUUUAUCUUUAAGCCAUUGUAUUUUUUUUCCCAUUAUAGCCUAGUGUCAUAGGUAGAAUUUAAAAUAAUCCUUGAGAUUUCCUGCCCCCUGGUAUAUACACUCUGUAUAUUCUCAAAUCUGUGAAUAUGAUAGAUUUUACUGCCGUGGUUAGGUUUUAUUAUAUGGCAUAGUUGACCCUAAAUAAGGGAAAUGAUCUGAGUGAGCCUAGUUGAUCUGAGUGAGCCUGGCUUAACUAUACAAGCCCUUUAAAAACAGGGAAUUUUCUUUCGCUGGUUGUAGAGGAAGGUGUAAGAAAACUUUGAAGUAGGAGAAGGAUUUGAGACACUGUUGCUGUCCUGAAGAUGGGGGGAGUAUGUGCUGAGGGAGCAGGUAGCCUCUAGGACCUGAGAGUGGCCUGUGUUGGAUGGCCAGGAAGGAACAGGUACCUCAAGUCCUAGAGCUACUAGGAACUGAGUUCUGCCAAUAAGAAUGAGCCUGGAAGCAGAUCUCUUCCCUAUAGCCUCUGUGUGAGAACUCAGCCCAGUCAACACAUCAAUUUCAGGCUUAUGAUAUUCUGAGCAAAGACCCCACCUAAUUUGUGAGAUUCUACCUUGGUCUUGUUUUUAAGUUGCUUAGUCUGUGAUAAUUCGGUACAGGGAUACAGAAAACUUAUAUGUUAGUGCAGGUUCUCCAAGCAGAACCAAUAGGCUGAGAAGUCUCACAAUUUAUUGUCAGCUUACUGGAGAACCAAGAAACCCAUUCAGACCUAAUUUGAAUGCCUGAGCGUUGGUAUCUGUGGACAGAAGAUGGAUAUCUCAGUCCAAAAAGCAAAAGCACCCUUCCUCUGCCAUUUUGUUCUGUUCAAGCAAUAGAUUGCAAGAUGCCCAUCUACACUGGUGGGAACAAUCUUCUUUACUCAGUCUAUAGAAAUUUCUCACAGAAAUAUCCUCACAGACACACAUGGGAAUAACAUUUUAGCAACUAUGUGAGCAUCCCUUAGCCCAGUCAAGUUGACAUAAAAUCAGCCAUCACAACUUUGUGUCUCCUGAAAGAUACACAAGCAGAGAGCACAGCAUGUAUGGAGGCUCUUAGGUGGGAGUAUCCUUGACAUGACUGGGCAGGAGUAAUGAUAAGAACAGAGCCACAAAGCUAUCAAAUAGAAAUUUGUAGGUCUUAGUAAGACAUUGGCUUUUACCUGUGGGAAUGAGAUGAGAAAGCAUUACUGAACUUUGAACAGAAGAGUGAUAGGAUCUGCCUAUAUCUGAAAAGGGUCACUGGAUGCUCUACGAAGAAUAGAUUAUAGGGACAUAGGUGGAAGCAGGAAAACCAGUUAGAAGGUCAUGGAAUAAUCCAGGCAAGAAAUGAUGGCAGCUUAGACCAGGGCUGUAGCACUUAAGUGGUAAGAAAUAGUUGGAUUCUGGAUAUAUUUUGAAGAUACGGCCAACAGAAUUUCCUGAAUGACUACUUAAGGGUGUGUGUGUAAGAGAGAACUCCAAAGUUUUGGUCUGAGCAAUCAGAAAAACAGACUUGCCAUUUCCUUGCCUUGUCCUGGAGAGGACAGUGAAAAGAGAAAGUUUCCUUUAUGGGAGGGGAUAGUUAGGAGCUCGGUUUUGCACACGGUAAGUUUUCAAGUUUGAAAUAAUUAUCAGAUAUCCAAGUGGAAACAUUAAAUAGGCAGUUGAAUGCACAAAUACGGGUUUCUGAGAGGUAGAUCUGAACUUUUUUUCUGUUUUAAUCAUUGAGCUAAAUUUUAAAAAGCAGUCAUCCCUAUACCUUCAUCCCCUAACUAGAUCUUGAGCCCCUUGAGAUCAAGGGAUUUGUCUUACUCAGAUUUAACUUUAGGAGGUUGUAUGGAGUCCACGAAUAUCCUGUUGAAGUCUGGCAUUAGCUUCAACACUCAGUGAAUGGAUAAAGUGACACACGCAUGACACCUGCUUCCACGCCCUCGGGAUUGUUAUUCCUCGGAAUCCACGUGUCAUUCUUGUCCAGACCCACCCAGGUCCUCUGCCAGUCUCCGAAACCCUGGCUUAUGGCUCCCUCAGGUUUGGCCCGAGUCCCACCCCUCCCUGCUCUGAUCACGGUCCUCAGCCCCGCCCACACCUGACUGGCCCCGCCUCCUUGGAGCUGCGGAGGCUCGGGCCUCCCAGCUUCUGGUAACCGUUCUAACAGCUGGGAGCCGAUGGAGAUGCGAGUGAGACCUCUGCCCAGGAUCCGCGUCCCUUCAUCCCCCAGGACCGGCUCUGGCCUCUGCUUCCAGGAGGACCCCGUCUCCCACGCUCCCACGGAGUCCUCCUCCUCCCUCCCCUGUCCCUCAGCCUGCUCCGUUGUCCCUUCUUCGUCUCGCUGUCCCUGACCCACAUCCCCAGGCGCUCCCCCGCAAUGAAACCUCAUCCGCGGACCUGGCUCUCCUCCCUUCCCUUGCCUCCUGUACGCCUUCAGCCAGGUGAGGCUCAGCCAUCGAGAGCCUGGAACUGGCAAUUGAAGCCUGAGUUGUGGGCAAGGUCACUUCGACAGGAGUUGCGAGCCCAGCUCCUCUUGGUCACAGAGGAGAGGUGGGUAGGUUUGCCUCCUGGUGAAACAUCAUCUGAUGCCCUUGAGUCCUGGCAUUCCGUCUGUGCCCACAGCAAAGGACAGCCUGGGGCCCAUCAGAGAAAACAGAGGCAGUUCCUCAAGGCAGCGCCUGAGACAGAGCAGCCCACAGUGCUGGAACUCCUGCUAGCUGAGCUCAAAGCUCUGUUCUCAGCUGUGCUCCAGGAUCACAGCCCUGCAGCUUGGUGCUACCUGCAUGCAGUACUUGGUCUGCUGCCUCCAUAUCGUGAGUUGCUUGCCGGUCACCUUGAUUUGCUGCCCUUCCUGGAGCAGCUGUUCUGCUGGGCUCCCUGGGUCCAGUGCCAUCUCCAGCUAGACCUGCUAACUGCCAUAGACCAGGCCUUCCCCCCUGACAGCUCUUUGUUAGACAGUGCCUCCCAUGUUGACUGUGGUCCCCAGAAGAAGUUCUGUCAUAAGCGCCCCUGCCCAACCUGCCCUCUGGUGCAGGCCCGGUGGGGUGGGCAGCAAAUGAGGGAUGACUUGGCCACCUGGCUGCGACCGCUGACAUUGCCUGAACUACAGCACUGCUUGGGCAUCGUUGGUGCUGAGGUGGCCCUAGAAGAGGCCCAGUGGCUGGAUGGCCUUAGUCUCCUGCCCUUGGCACUGGCAACGGACAUCCCUGUACAAUAUGAAAACGUUGGUACUGACAAAGCCGUGGAGGAACCUGCUGGAAGAAGAGAGAUGAGGUCUCAGCUGGUCUAUGAAGUUCCUGUGGAGAAGACCUUCCCUCAAAAAAGCAGUGACUAUUCCUUACCUAACAUUUCUGUCCAGGGUAGAGAGGUGAUAACUAUUCUAAAGACAGAGAGAUACCUGAAGAAGAUCCACUUCCUCUAUCUCAAUGUGGCUCCCAACCGCUACUUUAGGCCCUACAGCCUGAAGGUGGUGCCACCAAACAAGGUGAAUCCUGAACACUACAUCUUCUCUCCCUUUGGGAUCCUGCACAUACACCCCUUGGAGGGCAGUGAGGCGAUGACACUGGGUACCUGGCACCGCCACUCUGUUCUCUGGCAACAGCUCCAGUUCAUUCCAUUCUUUAAGUAUUGCCUCUUACGCAAGGCCUUGGCCAGGUAAGUGAUAAUGGGGAUGGGAUUCAUGGG
Molecule: messenger RNA, 4472 nt
Organism: Oryctolagus cuniculus (rabbit)
Lineage: Eukaryota; Metazoa; Chordata; Mammalia; Lagomorpha; Leporidae
Source: RefSeq, a predicted model, not a curated record